Molecule: messenger RNA, 2498 nt
Organism: Bombina bombina (fire-bellied toad)
Lineage: Eukaryota; Metazoa; Chordata; Amphibia; Anura; Bombinatoridae
Product: trypsin
Exons: 5
Coding region: 42-839 (265 amino acids)
Biological process (GO): smooth muscle cell migration; plasminogen activation
Molecular function (GO): serine-type endopeptidase activity
Source: RefSeq, a predicted model, not a curated record
AAAAUGAAAACCCAUGAACGUUUUCCACAAACAUCUCAGAAAUGUAUCUUACAAUUUUGGUUGCAUUGCUGGAAUCAGCAGUUUGGGUGCGUGGCGCAGAGAGGAUCAUAGGAGGAGUGGAAUGUGUGCCUCACUCCCAGCCAUGGCAAGCCGCCCUGUAUUUUUUUGAUUCAUACACCUGUGGAGGUGUGCUAAUAAAUGAGAACUGGGUACUGUCAGCAGCCCACUGCUGUACAGCAAACAUUCAGAUUCGCAUGGGAAUGCAUAAUCGUGUGGAACCUGAUGAAGCGGUGCAGUUUAAUUUUGCAGAGAAAGCAUUCAUUCACCCUUCUUACAAUGCAGCAACAUACGAAAGUGACAUUAUGCUUAUCCGGCUUUGGAGUCCAUUCAACAUGACUGAGUAUGUACAGACAGCUGGCCUGCCUGAUAACCCUGUGGCUGAAGGGACAGGCUGCACUAUUUCUGGAUGGGGAUCUACUACAAGCCCGGCUGAUACACAUCCAGAUGUGCUGCAAUGUGCCAGUGUUAGCGUAGUGUCGCAUUCUCACUGCCAAGAAUGUUAUCCAAAUGAUAAUAUAACUGACAACAUGCUGUGUGCUGGGGUUGCUGAAGGUGGAAUAGACACUUGUCAGGGAGAUUCUGGUGGACCAUUCAUUUGUAAUUCUGUGCUUCAAGGAAUCACAUCUUGGGGAGAGAUCCCCUGUGCUCUACCAGACAAGCCAGGCAUAUACACCAAGCUCAUCAACUUCAUUCCAUGGAUCAACUGUAUUAUGGCAAAUCCAGACAUUUGUGAUGUAGGUUCAAAUCUAUGUACAAGAUGUCCCUGUAAUCCCAUUUAAUAUUGUUUCCUUUUGUAAAGUAUUUCGGUGAAUGUUACAUUUCAUAUGUGGACAUGCUAUGGUAUUAAUUAUACAAUAAAUAACUACUAAUUAUACAAUUAUAAAGACAAUAUAUUCAGGGCUAAAUUACAAAUGGAGCAUAAUAGAUUAAUGUGUGUUGUCUUUUGUAUGUCCUUGUGCAAAGAGUAACACACAAUUUGGAGCUUUUUAAGACCUGAAGUAAACCAUUUUAUUAUUAAUAGUAUAGAACAGAACUACACAAAUAACUCAAAAUAUAACAUAAGUUUGAAAAAAUUGGUUCACUCACCCAAUCCUGGGGAAUAGUCCAAUUUGGGAGUACUUGCUCCUUCAAGCCUUUUCCCAAGCAGGAUUCAAUUUGAUAGACAAGAAUUAUUAGUUAUUCAAAGAAACAAUUACCUUUGUACAGUGGCAAAAUCCAAACCUCCUUCACAGAGUAAAUAAUGAUGCCAGAGAGGGAAAAGUAAGUGCUUUAUUGUUAGUAUUACUAAAAGUUAAUAUUCCAAUAAGGACACCAUAGAUAUAAACCACUGACGCGUUUCGCGUUAUAAACAAAGUGCUUUAUUUAUAGCACAAAACGCUAUACCUAACAAUAAUUGUACAUGAAUAACUAUAUUACUUGUACACAGCCUUAGUGUACCCUCAGUUUAGUGCACCCUCAGCUUAGCGCUCCAACAAUCUCUAAAAUGAAUUUUACUGCACACCUUCUUAGACGUUUAUUGUCUGAGGGAUAUAGGGCACAACCAUGCUAUCUGAUAUGCAGAUGUUAAACUCCCUAGAGUAUCAGUCAACUGCCAAAAAAUAACUUUGAACUCAUGAGGGCAUAAAUAGAAGCGCUACUGAUUUUCCUCAAACAAUGUUAACGCACAAUAGAGCUACUAUUUUUGUGUUUGAUUUGUAACCUAGGCCUCAAUAGGUUAAAUAUAUAUAAAAAUGUUGUUAUUAAAUCAUAAAGUAUCUCUUAUCAAGGAAAUUGUAACCAUAUAGAUAUAUUUAUGCUUAUAAAUAAUGGAGCCAUUUGUUUAUGCAAUAUAAAUGAAAAAUCGAUUAAACGCAAGUCUUUAAAGUGAUAUUUUCAGCACCAGACUGUGGUAGGUCAUGCAGAACUGUAUUGGUUUAAUUGUAAUUUAAGUGUAUUAUUGUGUUAGCCAUGGAUCAUUAGGGGCCAAUACCUGGAUACUAACGGCUAGAUUUAGAGUUUUGUCGGUAACGACCCGCGUAGCUAACGCUGGCUUUUUUCUGGCCGCACCUUUUAAAUAACUCUGGUAUUGAGAGUCCACAGAAUGGCUGCGUUAGGCUCCAAAAAAGGAGCGUAGAGCAUAUUUAACGCAACUUCAACUCUCGAUACCAGAGUUGCUUACGGACGCGGCCAGUUUAAAAAACGUGCUCGUGCACGAUUCCCCCAUAGGAAACAAUGGGGCUGUUUGAGCUGAAAAAAAACCUAACACCUGCAAAAAAGCCGCGUUCAGCUCCUAACGCAGCCCCAUUGUUUGCUAUGGGGAAACACUUCCUACGUCUGCACCUAACACUCUAACAUGUACCCAGAGUCUAAACACCCCUAACCUUACACUUAUUAACCCCUAUUCUGCCGCCCCCCCUAUCGCUGACCCCUUCAUAUUAUUACUAACCCCUAAUCUGCCG